UCUUAAGUUUCGGCCAUGAGUAAGAUUCAGAGUAAUUCUCUUAGGGAGGCUAUUUCUAUCAUCAAGGCCGCUUCCAAGGAAAAGAGUCAUAAGUUGACAGAAACUACAAAACUUCAGAUUGGGCUGAAAAAUUAUGAUCCCCAAAAGGACAAGCGUUUCAGUGGUUCCGUUAAGUUGCCACACAUUCCUCGUCCAAAGAUGAAGGUCUGCAUGCUUGGAGAUGCUCAGCAUGUUGAAGAGGCUCAGAAGAUCGAUUUGGAGUACAUGGAUGUAGAAGCGCUGAAGAAGUUAAACAAGAACAAGAAAUUGGAUAAGGAACUGGCUAAAAAGUACCAUGCCUCUUUAGCAUCAGAAGUUGUUAUCAAGCAGACUCCCCGUCUUUUGGGUCCUGGUCUCAACAAGGCAUGUUGGUACAAGAGCCAUGUUUUUAGUGCUGAUUGCUUUGGUAAAAGGCUGGUUCGUACAUAAUGGCCCAUUUGGUGU
This is a messenger RNA of Rosa chinensis, 483 nucleotides long. Its product is annotated as 60S ribosomal protein L10a. The transcript is spliced from 3 exons. NCBI's taxonomy places the organism in Eukaryota, Viridiplantae, Streptophyta, Magnoliopsida, Rosales, Rosaceae. Bases 16 to 468 code for a protein of 150 amino acids. The record is from RefSeq and is a predicted model, not a curated record.